UUAAGUUGGAAGCGAUACAUUGAUUUUAUAUAUGGUGUAAACUUGUUUUAUCUCAAUAAUAUUCAAAAUAUUCGUCGCUCCUCCAAAGUAUUAAUGACCUUGAACUUGAUACGUGUAGACGAACGAUCAAAAUAGUAGAGCGAAAAUCUCUUGCUUGUUAGAAAUCUCGUGUUAGUUUCAAACCAAUUGUUGACAAAAUCAAAUACAUAGAACAGUAUGGAUCUUACACAAUAUUCAACACUAAAGGUCUUAAUGUACCUUUUGAGGUGAAAUGAUACAUUUGAGAUAUUGUUCAAAGAUUCAUGUUCGCAUUCCCAACGGAUCCUGUUGUGUCACGUGACCAAAGCAUGGAAAUGGAUUUUGGGUUGAUUGGUACGAUCGGUGAAGAUGAAGAGGUACCACUCGCCUCAGAGAGCUCUGCUAGCGAAGAUGAGGCACCUCAACCUUCAAAGAAGAAAAAGAUCAACCAUAAAAAGAAUCAUGGAAAGAAUCCUGAAUUUGAAAAUGGGUUUCAGUUUGUAGACCAGUCAUUUGGAGAUGAAUUUCUUGAAAACAUCGCAAUCCCUGGUCUGAAGCAAUCACAUUUAUCCACACUGGACGAAAAAAUUGCCCAAAUUGUUCGGAAAAAUAAAAAGAAGGCUAAAGAGCAGAAUGAAAGCAUAGUGGAUGGAGACAACAUACUUGGGGAUCUAGAAACUAUUGAAGAUACACCUGAUGGAGAUGAUGAAAGUGAGGAUCUAGACACUUCAUCAGGAGAGGAAAUGAUAGCAGAUACUAUUCGUGUCAAAGAAAAAAAGAAAAAGAAAAGAAAGAAAGAUGAAGAGCCUGAAAAGGUUUCAUUCUCUCAGGAUAUUGACACGUAUGAUGAGAAUCUUGCAUUCCAAGACAUGAACCUGUCCAGGCCCAUAUUAAAGGCUUUGGCUGCCAUGAAGUUUACAGCCCCAACCCCUAUUCAGGCAGCUACAGUUCCAGUGGCAUUAAUGGCCAGAGAUCUAUGUGCUUGUGCAGUUACUGGUUCUGGUAAAACCGCCGCAUUCAUGCUUCCGGUUCUAGAAAGACUGUUAUAUAAGCCCAAAGAGGCCCCAAUUACUAGAGUGCUUAUCCUAGAACCAACUAGAGAACUUGCAGUCCAAGUGCACCAAGUUGGCAGAAAACUUGCUCAGUACACCAACAUUGAUAUAUCCCUAUCAGCUGGUGGUUUGGACAUCAAGGCACAGGAAGCUGCAUUGAGAUUGGGACCAGAUAUUGUCAUAGCAACCCCAGGAAGGCUGAUAGACCAUCUUCACAACUCACCUAACUUUAAUCUCAAUAGUAUAGAGGUGCUAAUUCUGGAUGAGGCAGACAGGAUGUUGGAUGAAUAUUUUGCAGAGCAGAUGAAAGAGGUCAUUCGUCUAUGUUCCCGCACACGCCAAACCAUGCUCUUCUCAGCCACAAUGACUGAUGAGGUAAAAGAUCUUGCGGCAGUCUCACUGAGCAACCCCGUGAAAAUAUUUAUCAACUCAGCGACAGACACAGCUCUAAACCUUCGUCAGGAGUUCAUCCGAGUCCGAGAGCAUCGUGAAGGUGAUAGAGAGGCUAUCGUCGCAUCACUAGUCAGUCGUACCUUUCUAGAUCAUUGCAUAGUGUUUAUACAGACUAAAAAGCAGGUCCAUAGACUGCACAUUGUCCUAGGGCUACUCGGCGUGAAAGUUGGAGAGCUACAUGGUAAUCUCUCACAGUUACAAAGGUUAGAAACAUUGAAGAAUUUUAAAGAUAAUCAGAUAGACAUCUUGCUGGCCACUGAUCUAGCAGCUAGAGGACUUGAUAUAGAGGGCGUUAAAACUGUUAUCAACUUCACAAUGCCCAAUACUAUAAAGCACUAUAUUCAUAGAGUCGGACGCACAGCUAGGGCUGGCAAAUCAGGACGGUCAGUUUCACUGGUUGGUGAAUCCGAGCGUAAAAUGUUAAAAGAAAUACUGAAAAAGAAUAAAACUCCAGUUAAGAGCAGAGUUAUUCCACAAGAGGUGAUAUUAAAAUACAGGGACAGGAUAGCUCAGCUGGAGACAGAUGUAUUGGAAGUUAUGAGACUUGAGAAAGAAGAAAAACAUAUACGAAUGUCAGAAGCUCAGGUGAGCAAAGCUAGAAAACAACUAGAGGGCGAUGCCAAUCUUGGUGACAGACAGAGAACCUGGUUCCAGAGCCACAGAGAACGAAUGCAGGAACAAGAUGCUUUGAGAUUGGGGGACUUUUCAAAACUUCCAUCUAACAGUAAAAAAUUAAAAAAUAAGAUUAAGAAAAAAGAAUUCACGCCUGAUGAGCGUGUAGAAUUUGAAAUGACCAAGACUCAAGCCUUCCAGGCACGUCAUGCCAAGCGAGAGCGUCAACAGAAACGUAUGCAUGUCUUUGACGAUGACGAAGAUAAACCUAAAGGUAAGAAGCCAAAGAGAAAGCCCUCACAGCAAAGGUCAACAUUUGAGAGAGAGUUAACCAGCACAAGUGGCAAGGCCCUUAAGCAGAUCAGAGCUGGGCCAUCACGGUAUGAGAAGAAACAAGCGGCAGGAGGUGGUCAACCACAAAAAGGGGGAAACAGGGGCCCCAAGGGAAAAUUUAAAUCCAAAAGCAGGUAA
Messenger RNA from Owenia fusiformis, 2606 nucleotides. The record is from the annotation of a GenBank genome assembly. NCBI's taxonomy places the organism in Eukaryota, Metazoa, Annelida, Polychaeta, Sabellida, Oweniidae.